AUGUCCGAUAAAUGUAACAAAGAAAUGUUUGUUACAUUAAUUGAAGAAAUGGAACAAAAGGAGGAUGUUGAAGAAAUAGCUUAUAUGAUUCUUGCAAAUAUUAAUCUAUGGGCAAACGACAUUCAUGAAGUCAACAAAAAGCUCGUUGCUGAUAAAAAACUUGAACCAAUUUUCACCACAAAUCCGAAUGAAUUGAAGGGAAAGAUUAUUAAUAUUUGCAUUAAAAAAGAUUCAAAUUUUGGCAUUGGUUACAUUGGUAUGAGAGGGACUUGUACAAAAAAUGAAUUCAUUCAAAUUGCAACAGUUGAUCCUGAAACUCCUGCUUAUAUCAGUGGUGCUCUACCCGGAGAUAUUAUUUGUAUUCUCGGCGCAAGAAGGGAAGAAGUUUAUAAAAUUUUGGAUUCCUUUUCUGUUGGUGACACUGUGAAUUUUCAGCUUUGUCGUGGCUAUGCCAUGCAAGAGACAGUGGAUAAUCGAAUUUAUAUAAUGCGCGGCAUUUCUAGCUGUUAUUUUUCAUUCAUCACUAGUCCAGCUUGGCAUUAUUUGUUGGUUGAUAAAGAUAAGAAAGAAGCUUUUCUUGGAAAAUGCAAGACGGGCAGCAUGGAUGUCGCAAAUUAUGGACAAAUUUUAUAUUCAGGAUGGGGUAAAGAUCCUCCACAGGACAUAAAAGAUAAACUUAACGAAGAAUAUGGGACUGGAUCUGACUAA
Messenger RNA from Meloidogyne enterolobii, 708 nucleotides. Lineage: Eukaryota; Metazoa; Nematoda; Chromadorea; Rhabditida; Meloidogynidae. The record is from the annotation of a GenBank genome assembly.